Molecule: messenger RNA, 1836 nt
Organism: Linderina pennispora
Lineage: Eukaryota; Fungi; Kickxellomycota; Kickxellomycetes; Kickxellales; Kickxellaceae
Exons: 7
Coding region: 1-1836 (611 amino acids)
Molecular function (GO): protein binding
Source: RefSeq, a predicted model, not a curated record
AUGACUUGCACCUUGAAAAAGCUCGGACUGGCACUAGUAGCCAUUGCACACAUAUCCGGUACCAACGCCGAGUGUCUCUCGCUCAAAGAGUUCAUUAGCACCAAUGCCACAGCACGGUUUGUGUGGUAUCCGCCCAACGACAUCAAUGCAUUCGACAAGGCAUUGACCGAGUACGUCAACGGACAGUCGAACCUGGACGAGUUCCAAGCGGUAUUCCGGUGCUCCGGGCUGGACAAACUGGGUGGGUUCCAAAAGGACCAUGGGCAAUCAGUAAUCCGGUUCCACCGCAGCAUCAUCUGCGCAGACCUGAUCGCCAGCAAGGACAACACGGACGAAUGCUAUAGGCAGAAUACAAAGGGAAAGCGCGACUUGGAUCCCGGCAUGGAAUUGGUCAAGAUGGCGGCCAUGUGGGUGGAUAGUUUGGAGACUAUUGUUUCGAACUCGACGCUGUGUACGGCUAGCCCGGGGAUCAAUCGCGAGGCCACAUUACAGUCGCUGCGGGACAAGUGCAAGUCGGCGCCGUACAAUGGCGUCAAGGGCAGCUGUGUCAAUGGCGAUGACAACGAGCCUGGGACGUGCGGCUUUCAGCGCGUCGAGGACUGGUGCAAGCACUGCAAGUAUGCGUCGGAUUACCCGGAUGCAUGCAUGACAGCUGGCGUCCACAUCAGCAGUGGAAGCACAAACAGCAUAGCCUCCAAGACCAAAGACUUGGAGAAGCAGGCACACCAGGAGCGGCUGUAUCGGAUAGCCGCCAUCGUUCUCAGCAUCGCAGUCGGCAUCUGUCUGAUAGCACUGAUGAUCCUGAUAGCUGACUUCGGGGCCGAAAACACUGGGCUGGAUGGGGUGUUGGGCAUGGCGGAGCGCGUGGACAAGACCAUGGACUUUGUCGACUGCUUUGUCAGCGCAGUGGGCAAGCCACGGCCAGUAAUACGGCACUUUUUCGCACGGCGCGACGACGAGAUCUCGUUGCAGCAGGGCGAUAUUGUCACGUUGCAGAUGGCGUUUGAUGAUGGCUGGGUGGUUGGCAAGAACUUGACGACAGGCGGCGAGGGCACGUUCCCAUUGAUGUGCGUUAUGGAUAACCUGCCGCCAUCAAUGCCAGCGCAGUGGUCAGUGCUGCCCGAGAGCAAAAUGGCCAGCAAUGAGAACGUGCGCAAGCCGUCGCAAGCAGUGACCCGGUCGCCGCAGAAUGACAGCGGCUCGAUGGUUUCCAACUCCAGCUACUACCACAGUAGCAUUGGGAUCAGCGCCAUGGGCAACAUGUCGGAUCAGGUGCGUCGCGGGGGGCUCGGGAAUGUAAGCCGCAUGAGCAACCUGACUGUAGCGCCAAAUAUCACCCGGACCAAUAUCCCGAGCCAGACGUCCAGCAGAUCUAAAGUGGCAGUCGAGGGCAACCGCGAGAACACCAGCAUUAUUAGCCGGCUACUAGGGGCAUUCGGUCGCACUGGUGCUACUAAUCUGGAGCCGAUGAGCGAGGAGUCGGGCAGCGCUGUCCAGAUGUUCAAGCGGCUAGUGUCGGCGCCGUUUGGGAACCGAGAGACUACAAGCACUGACGCUGGGGUCGAAAAGUCGUCGCACUCGGGUCGGCCCUCGUCGUUCAACGUCAACCAUGUAGUCCAUGUUGGAAUUGACACCCGGCAGUACCCGCGGCCAAGCGACACACCACGCAAUGUGUCGGAUAGCAGACAGAAUGUCAGGGCAGGCGAGCGCGGGUACUUUAGGCAGCCGGCGAUCGAUGGGCGCGAGAUUGCUGAAGUGGUGAGGCAACGGACAGUGGGCAAUGCCAGUGCUGAGACGUACCAGACGGCCGAACAGAUGGUCCACGGCAACAACUAG